Ichthyophthirius multifiliis is the source of this 921-nucleotide messenger RNA. RefSeq names its product mannose-1-phosphate guanyltransferase mpg1, putative. The transcript is spliced from 5 exons. The record is from RefSeq and is a predicted model, not a curated record. Lineage: Eukaryota; Ciliophora; Oligohymenophorea; Hymenostomatida. Gene Ontology annotation, biological process: GDP-mannose biosynthetic process; cell wall mannoprotein biosynthetic process. Gene Ontology annotation, molecular function: mannose-1-phosphate guanylyltransferase (GTP) activity. Gene Ontology annotation, cellular component: cytoplasm.
AUGAAAGCCCUUAUUUUAGUAGGAGGAUUUGGAACAAGAUUAAGACCUUUAACAUUCUCUUGCCCUAAGUCAAUAGUUGAGUUUGCAAAUAAACCAAUAGUAACUCACUAGAUAAAAGCACUUGUAGAUGUAGGAGUCAAGGAAAUAAUAUUAGCAGUUGGUUUCCAACCUAAAUCAAUGAUUGAAAAAAUAUAAUAAUUUGAAAAAGAAUUUGGAGUUAAAAUUAUUUGUUCUUAAGAAACAGAACCUUUAGGAACUGCGGGACCUAUUAGACUUGCAAAAGAAAUUUUAGAAAAAGAUAAUUAAUCUGAACUUUUUUUGUUUUUAAUAGUGAUAUUAUUUGCGAAUUCCCUCUCGAAAAAAUGCUUAAAUUCCAUAAAAAACAUGGGAAAGAAGCUUGAACCAAAAUCAUUAGAAAGAGAUAUAUUCCCAAAAAUGUCUUCUGAUGGUUAAUUAUAUUCAUAAGAUUUAGAAGGAUUUUGGAUGGAUGUUGGUUAACCCGAAGACUUUAUUAUUGGAACAUAAUUAAUAUUAGAUUCUUAUAAAAAAAAUACUCCUGAAAAAUUAUCAACAGGUUAAAAUAUUAUUGGUAACGUUUUAAUUGAAUCGAGUUCUAAGAUAUCUGCAAACUGUCUUAUUGGACCUAAUGUUACUAUAGGUUCUAAUUGUGUUAUAGAGGACGGUGUUAGACUAUAAAAUGUUAUUGUUCUUAGUAAUUGUACAAUUAAAGCAUAUACAUGGGUUAAAGAUUCUAUAAUUGGAUGGGAUUGUAGUGUUGGAAAAUGGGUGAGAAUUGAAGGAUUAUCUGUUUUAGGAGAAGAUGUUCAUAUUAAAGAUGAAUUAUUUAUUAAUCAAGCUAAGAUAUUGCCUCAUAAAGCUAUAACAUCGAAUAUUAGUGAGAAAGGAUAAAUCUUAAUGUGA